UCUGCCUGUUUGCGCAUCUUCCUUCAGCUCCCGCAUCGUAUUCAGCGUCCUAAACCGUUCACUUGCUGUUCGUCUCCUCUUCCUCCACUGCCUCACCCACUCCCCCCCACCCGACUUACCUUCGCCUCGAGCUCCCAGGAAACACCAACGAAGAACCUAUCCCCCUCGACUUAGCCUAUCGCCGCAAUCUCACCUACCCCCAACUCCCAUUCACCCCCCUCAUCAUCGCCCGCCAUGGUCGACCGUCCCAACAAGCCUUCGGCCUUGGUCUCGACGCCGGGCCUCCCUCCCCAGGCUCAGGUCACCAUCUCCCAUAACAACUCGCGCGUCUCUGCCGUCCUACCCACCGGCGAUAGCAUUGAAGUACUCCUCCAUGGUGCCACCGUAAUCAGCUGGAAGGACUCGUCCGGCGAAGAACGACUUUGGCUCAGCGAGGCGUCUGCCCUCGAUGGCAGCAAGGCCGUCCGCGGUGGCAUCCCUCUCGUUUUCCCGGUCUUCGGCACCGCCCCCGAUCACCCAGCCGUAGGUCAGCUCCCCCAACACGGCUUCGCUCGCAUCACCCGCUGGGAGUUUCUCGGCAAGUCCACCUCCGAGGCUGCCUCGGACAGCGUCAAGCUCGACUUUGGCCUCUCCUCCGAAAACCUCGACGACAAACUUAGAAGCCAAUGGAACUACAAGUUCGGCAUCAUUUACAGCGUCACCCUCGAGCGCAACUCUCUUUCCACCUCCCUUGUCAUCACCAAUGAGGGCGACGAGCCCUUUGAGUUCCAGACUCUAAUGCACACAUAUCUUCGUGUCAAGGAUAUUACUUCCCUUCAAAUUAACAAUCUAGAGAACUCUCCCUACGUCGACAAGGUCGACAACCUCACCUCCAAGACGCAGGAUGGGCCCGUCACCAUCACAUCAGAAACGGACCGGGUCUACACCCCCGCCGGCGGCCCUAAGGUCCCCAUCGUCGUGGCCGACGCCUCCGGCCAGGCCGUUUACAGCGUUGUUCGAGAUACCCUAGACGACGUCGUCAUUUGGAAUCCCCAUGAAGCCAAGGCCAACUCCAUUGGCGACUUUGCUCCCAAGGACGGCUGGCGCAACAUGAUCUGCGUCGAGGCCGGCGCUGUCAAGGGGUGGCAACGCCUAGAGGCCGGCGACGCUUUCGAAGGCGCUCAGGUCAUCACCCCUGGCCCUUUGUAAGUUGCGGCUCGCUCUCGAAACUAUAGGGACGAGGGAUUGAAACUCAUAUGAGUGCGAGAAUGAAGCAUUCAUAACCUGAUUCCAUUUUGAGACCUACCCUAAACCCAUCCGAUCGGUUAUGACUAUAGAAAUGUGUCAUUCACCAAACCCAAAGAAGCAAGAAGAAUAAUGCAUCAUGAACAUGUUGUGAAUCGACCCGACGCCUUCAUCAUGGUAUAAUAAUACAUGCUAUGCUCCCGUACGCCCCGGCCAGUGAUGCUUCCAAUGUCCCC
Molecule: messenger RNA, 1460 nt
Organism: Sodiomyces alkalinus F11
Lineage: Eukaryota; Fungi; Ascomycota; Sordariomycetes; Glomerellales; Plectosphaerellaceae
Product: galactose mutarotase-like protein
Exons: 3
Coding region: 235-1188 (317 amino acids)
Biological process (GO): carbohydrate metabolic process
Molecular function (GO): carbohydrate binding; isomerase activity
Source: RefSeq, a predicted model, not a curated record